GAAUGUAAAGAUUAUACACUAUAAAGUGAUCAAAUAAAUUAUAUUUGUUGUAUGUAUAGAGACAAAGAUAUGACUCAUAUGUUUGUGUAUGCUAUAAUUUUAUUUAUCUUCCUAUUUUUUCUUGCAAAUAAUGUUAAGGGAUAUGUUGUUUGUAUAACUAAUAAUGAUUGCCCACCAAGAACUCGGCUUAUAUUGUAUAAGUGCCGUAAUCGCAAAUGUGUAUCAUAUAGUAUUAUAUAAAGAAGGUCAUAAUAAAGUAAAGGCUCCUAGUUUACUUGAUACACAAGUUAACUAGUUUAGCUUACUUAAGCAUGUUCAUUUUAGCUUGUAAUUAGGCUAAUUGUAAUAUGCAUAUUGCCUACAAAUACUUCUUGUACACUCAUUUACAUCUAUGAGAAACACUCAUUUACAUCUAUGAGAAAUGAGAUUCAUUUCAUUAUUUGCUUCCCAUAACAUGGUAUCGGAGCUUUUUUCUCUCAUUUCCAUGGUGGAAGUUUAUUACAAAAGUUAAGAUCCUUUUCUUCACCUUCUUCGUUUUUUGCUGAAAACUUCACAUUUCUCCAUUGAUUCCUCACGAAUUUCUUCUUCCUUUGUGAAUCUCUUGUUGUUCUUGCGUUUUGCAGCAAGUUUUUCUUCUCUUCUUCGUCAUUUGCUUCUUUGUUCAUCAUGCCUCGUCAGAAUCAACCUGGCACUGAAUAAUUUUUUUACGUGCAAUCAAUUGAAGGACCGAAUUAAGUUAUUGUCACUUAACUCUUGGAUGGUUCUAACUACCUCGCAUGGAGUCGUUCCAUGAUUCUCGCUUUUGGUGCGAAGAACAAAUUGAAGUUUGUCGAUGGAUCCAUGGAACUUCCAGAUGAGGAAGAUUUCAAUCGCAGUGCCUGGGAACAUUGCAAUCACCUAAUUCAGUCAUGGAUUAUCAAUUCAGUUACUCCUCAAAUUGAACAAACUCUGGUUUUCCAUGAAAACACCAUUGAUGCUUGGUUAGAUCUAAAAGAACGUUUUUCCAAGGUAGAUCACAUUCGUAUUGCUACGCUUCGUUCUAAGAUCAACAAUUUGAAGCAAGGUUCUAAGUUAGUUUUGGAUUACUUUACUGAAAUGAAAACUCUUUGGGAAGAGUUGAAUUCACACCGUCCAAUGCCACCUUGCACUUAUCCUCAUCCCUGUUGUUGUGCAGCUAUGAGAGAGGCACAUAAUUGCAGACUUAAAGAUCAAGUAAUCUAGUUUUUGACUAGUUUGAAUGAUCAAUUCAAAGUUAUCAAAACUCAAGUACUGAUGAUUGAUCCACUUCCUUCUAUCAACAAAGUAUAUUUUGUGGUUAUCCAAGAGGAAAGUAACAAUCAUUCACUUUCUUCCUCCAUUGGUGAACCUUCAUCCAUUAUCAAUGUUGUUGAUUCACGCAAGCCACAAGGAAGAGGAAGAGGAUACUUUAGUGGAUCCAAGCCUCCUAGACAUUGUUCAUUUUGUGGAAAGAACAAUCACACUAUUGAAUAUUGUGAUCAAAAGCAUGGACAUCCAAAUCCAAACUUUCAUAAGCAUAAUUCUUCUGUGAAUGCCUUAAGUAGCUUUGAAGAAAUUGAGGCUCAAUCAAGAAGUUGCAAUGAUGCUUCUUCAUCCUCUAGUUCUAAUAUUUCUCAAGAGAAGUAUGAUCGAAUUCUUAGCCUGUUACAACAAGUGAAUUUGCUUCAUGCUUCAUCUGUAGCUUCACCUCAAACUAGUGUCAAUCAUGUUCAUACUUCCCCUGCUUCUAAUUCUAUCUCCACUAUACAAUCAGACUGAGCCCACUACAUAUGCUGAGGCAAGCAAAUUCAGUUGUUGGAAUCAGGUUAUGCAAGCUUAGAUCAUUGCUCUUGAAAAUACUGGGACAUGGAAACUAGUUGAUUUAAUACCAAAUGUCAAGCCUAUUGGUUGUAAAUGGAUUUUCAAAAUCAAAUAUCAUGCAGAAGGCUCAGUAGAGAGAUACAAAGCUAGAUUGGUUGCCAAAGGUUAUAAUCAAAUUGAAGGAUUGGAUUACUUUGAUACUUACUCUCAAGUUGCCAAAUUUACAACUGUCAGAACUGUUAUUGCUUUGGAAUCCAUCAAUCAUUGGCACAUUCAUCAGCUGGAUGUUAAUAAUGAAUUUUUAGAUGGAGAUUUGCAGGAAGAUGUUUACAUGAUUGUUCCUCAAGGUAUCACUACUUGCAAACCAAAUCAGGUUUGCAAACUAGUAAAAUCACUGUAUGGAUUGAAACAAGCAAGUAGAAAGUGGUAUGAGAAGCUCACCUCUCUACUUCUACAUCACAACUAUACACAGUCUAUCAGUGAUCAUUCCUUAUUCACCAAAAAGACUGCUACUUCUUUCACAUCAUUACUUGUUUAUGUAGAUGAUGUGAUAAUUGCUGGUGAUUUAUUAUCUUGGUUAAUUGAAGUAUUUUCUUGGUUUA
Medicago truncatula (barrel medic) is the source of this 2420-nucleotide messenger RNA. RefSeq lists its product as uncharacterized. The transcript has 3 exons. The record is from RefSeq and is a predicted model, not a curated record. NCBI's taxonomy places the organism in Eukaryota, Viridiplantae, Streptophyta, Magnoliopsida, Fabales, Fabaceae. Bases 1273 to 1776 code for a protein of 167 amino acids.